AUGGAGAACCAUAAUCACUCGGAAGAUCCAGGACCAGCGUUUUGCAUUGGUCACCAUGAACACAACAGGCUGAUCUCUGUGACUCCGGAGGUGAUCCAGCAGGUGCAUGAGAGCAAUUAUGACAUGAUGACUGUCCCAAUUACCACAUCGCAUUUUCAUUCUCGUGUACUGGGCCUGCUAUCAAACUACUUGGCCACCUUGCAGUCCCCUUCUUACGAUUCUAUUGGGACAAUGGCUACUACUCAAAACACUCGGCCUCUGGUAGUUCCGCCACUGUCCAAGGCAGACUCCUACUUGACCCCUAACGAUGCAACCAGCCAACUAGUCGGUGUGACCAGCAGCUGGAUUGAUCUGUGCUCGCCAGACCCAUUGAUUGCUGACCUGUCUCGUCAAGUGUUAAUGCUUGAGGUUGCGUACGCUGCAUUCUGUGGAAUUGGAUAUCUCUUGAUCUCCGGGCCAAAAUUACACCAUGGUGCAUUGCAUUCCGAAGGAGUAAUCUACUACGCGCGUACCGUUCAGGAUGCGUUGAGCCUUGGCCCCUACAUCCAAUUCCACAUCUGGCUGCAGAUGGUUGACAACCCCGAGGUCGAGGUUGAUACUGUGGGUGAUCUUGCACCGCUUGCUAGAGCAGAGUACUUGGAGCCAGAUGAGGGUGCUUCGCUUAAGGUCGAUCCGUUUGGAACCUGGGAUGCGUGGGAUGCAAUCCGAAAGACUUGCAAGUAUCAUACAAGACUAUUUGUUGCUCUCGCAAUGCCUAAGCAGCUUCCAUCUCUAUAUGUGCAGUCCCGAUGGCACUCAGAACCUGUGCACCUGCUCACGAUUGACUCUUCCUCAUUCUUGAAGAACCAGAAGGGAUACCCAGUCCUGGCAAAAUCACACCAGGCGUUGAUUGCCAAGAUGAUGCGUCUUCGAACCGCGCCAUGGAUUCUUUUGUGUGGUGUUGGUCCUAUUCCUGGACUUGAAGGCAUCGAUAGCUCUAACCAGUCUCGACUGUCUGGAUCUGAUUAUCCAAGUCUGUCCCAGGCGAACAAGAAGUACAACGACCCAACCCCCCAUUUGUCUUAUAUUCGGAACCUUCAGCAACGCCAGCCUCCGCGCACUGCCAUUGAGCGUUUCGGUGUGGGAUACCAAGACUAUUUGCAGGCACCUUUGCAGCCCUUGACGGUCAACCUGGAGAGCAUCACUUAUGAAGUGUUUGAGAAAGAUCCCAUCAAAUAUGAGUGGUACGAAAAGGCGAUCACCAAGGCAUUGAGGGAUUGGGCGGACCAGAAGAAGCCCACAUCCCACCCAGAUGGCAAGGUAGUUCUCGCUGUUGUCGGUGCUGGUCGAGGACCGCUAGUUACUAGAGCACUUAAAGCUAGUGCGGCAGCUGGUGUCGAAAUCGAUAUGUGGGCUGUGGAGAAGAAUCAGAAUGCGUUCGUGUUGCUGCAGCGCCACAACGAAACAAUCUGGGAUAACAAGGUCACUCUUGUUCAAUCUGACAUGCGCAGUUGGAAGGGCCCUCUGGUUCGCCCACAGCAGACCAAGGGUACUCAGGAGCCCGUCGGGGAUACCUUGGGAAUUGAGGACUCCUUGCUCUACACCCCGAAAAAGGGAGCAAAUGACCCGGGCCGGACAACUGAAUCCAAGGGACCGGGCAUGACACACACCCAUGUGGACAUUAUCGUAUCGGAACUGCUUGGAUCCUUCGCUGACAAUGAGCUUUCCCCCGAAUGUCUGGAUGGUGUGAAUGAUCUCAUCAACCCAACCCAUGGAAUCUCCAUUCCAGCAUCAUACUCCGCUCACUUUACCCCGGUUUCUGCUCCUAAACUGCACGCCGAUGUUGUGCACCAGACCGUCUCCAACCCCGCGGCUCCGGAGACACCAUAUGUUGUGAUGCUCCACGCUAUUGAUUUCCUGUCCACCACGGAUUCACCUACUGGUGGUGAAAGCUCAAACGCCAACAAUGGAAAUCGGGCAUCUACCCCAUCGGCAUCAUUCACUGCCACCGAAUUCCCCACUCCGAAUGUACAGACCGCCUGGUCUUUCUCCCACCCGAACCUCCACAUUCCUCCCCAAUCCCCCAUGCAGUCUACCAUCUCGAAUGCACACAAUGUGCGUCAGACCCGUCUGUCCUUCCCUGCCCAGAACCGUGGCGCAUGCCAUGGCUUGGCUGGUUACUUUGAGACAGUGCUUUACGGUGAUGUGGAGCUGUCUACCAAUCCCGUGACCAUGGAUGCCAAGAGCGCAAGCAUGAUCAGUUGGUUCCCUAUCUAUUUUCCCUUGAAGACUCCUCUCAAUGUUCCCGAAAAUGGCGAGAUUGUCGUUACCAUGUACCGCCAAACUGAUGACCGUAAGGUCUGGUAUGAAUGGAUGGUUGAGGUAUACGCACUCGAGCGCACAUCCACGCCUUCGGUCAAGGCUACCCCUGCUGCGGGCAACUCGCGGGUUGGAUCUCCCAGCGUCGAUAACCUGAAGCCCAAGGACAACGCCGGAAAGCCAAACUCCCGAUCUGGCUAUCGCCGGGUGAGAGUUGGAAUUAGUGACUUGCACUCCAGCAUCAAGGAUGGAUGCUUAAUGUGA
This is a messenger RNA of Penicillium antarcticum, 2562 nucleotides long. Its product is annotated as protein arginine N-methyltransferase. Gene Ontology annotation, biological process: peptidyl-arginine N-methylation; regulation of DNA-templated transcription. The record is from RefSeq and is a predicted model, not a curated record. NCBI's taxonomy places the organism in Eukaryota, Fungi, Ascomycota, Eurotiomycetes, Eurotiales, Aspergillaceae. Gene Ontology annotation, cellular component: cytosol; nucleus. Bases 1 to 2562 code for a protein of 853 amino acids. The transcript has 4 exons.